UGUCAGACUUAUGUUGAAAAUGAUUUUUAUAUGUUCGUAUCUUAGACCCCAAAGUCAAGUGAGAAACGUGACGACGUAAAUUAAAACUGUUCAAAGAUGAAUUUGAAAAGGAAUGAUGAUUCGUAUGGUAUGACAAAUUAAAAUAUUAUGUCUUGUAAAUAAGGCAGUUGCCUAUAUGGUAAACGAAUUCAUGAAAUCAGUUCCAAAAACCUUUUAGGAUCGUUUCUCUUGCAAUUAAUUUCAUUCGGUUGUUUUAAAAAAGCAAAAUUUUUAAAAUCUGGAAACAAGAUUUACAUGUGAAAUGAAUGUCAAAUGCUUUCAAAACAGAACUACUUCAUACUAAAGAAAAUAUUAUUUUUGAAAACUGAAUGUAAGGACCUGAAAGAAUUCUGACUGACACCUUGUCUGAACACAAGCUGAUGAAAGGAAAGAAAAUAAUAGUAUUUGGUGGAGGAUUGUACGCAUUAAGAAAUAUGUGGUUGGACGUUGCAAAUUAUGGAAUAGAGAUUAUUCUUGUGGAGCAAGAUCCGGAUCAUAUUGCAAGGGAUAGCGUUCAUUCCUUUAUUCAUUAUGAUUUCUCCGACCAUAAACUGGACCAUGCGCAUGCUUGCCAAAUUGAAAAAUUAAUACAUAGUUUAGGAAUAAAACCAGACGGUUGUCUCCCCCUGAAUGAUGAGUGCAGUAUUUUAGCUGCAUUAGUUACUGAAUCUUUGGAGUUAAGAGGAUUGACUUACAAAUCGGCCGUGAUAGCGAAUUCCAAAUCGCAAACGCAAAAUGCUUUAGGACUCCAUGACUCAUUACAUCUUAAAAACGUAUCGGACUGUGAUAUGUUACCAGGAAGGUAA
Messenger RNA from Ruditapes philippinarum (Manila clam), 845 nucleotides. Its product is annotated as carnosine synthase 1-like. Gene Ontology annotation, molecular function: ATP hydrolysis activity; carnosine synthase activity. NCBI's taxonomy places the organism in Eukaryota, Metazoa, Mollusca, Bivalvia, Venerida, Veneridae. Bases 420 to 845 code for a protein of 141 amino acids. Gene Ontology annotation, biological process: carnosine biosynthetic process. The record is from RefSeq and is a predicted model, not a curated record. The transcript has 3 exons.